Dendronephthya gigantea is the source of this 1596-nucleotide messenger RNA. Its product is annotated as PP2C-like domain-containing protein CG9801. The transcript has 3 exons. NCBI's taxonomy places the organism in Eukaryota, Metazoa, Cnidaria, Anthozoa, Malacalcyonacea, Nephtheidae. Bases 1 to 1254 code for a protein of 417 amino acids. The record is from RefSeq and is a predicted model, not a curated record.
AUGGGGACUGGUGUCCAAGAUUGGAGAAAACGUCAUCAUAAAGCGUUUGGCCUAUCGCAAAGCUUGUACGAUACAGAUCCUGAGACAAAUAAACCUGUUGGAGAACCAAAUGCUGAUGCCUUUGCAGUUGUAGCAAGAGAAAAUAAUGCAUUUCUUGCUGUUGCUGAUGGUUGUGGCUGGGGUGUGAAAUCAUUUCUAGCUGCAAGAACGGCCGUGAAGGGUUGUAUAGAAUAUCUGAGUAAACAACUUCAUAAGGCAAGCACAACACAAGAAAUUAUGGAUAUUAUGUUAAAUUCGUUCAAAUAUGCACACGAGUGUAUAGUGGAUUCCAAAGGAACUGUAACAACACUCUGUGCGGCUGUCAUAUGUAAAAUACAAGGCAUUAACUGCUAUGGAUUGUGUGUGGUAAAUGUUGGUGAUAGUCUUGCAUUUGUGUACAGAAAGGAUGGUUACGUACAAGAGGUGACUGUAGGUUCUCACAGCCCUGGGGAAAGAGAUAUGAAACAAGCGGGUGGUUGUAUAGGACCACUGGUUGGUGAUGAUCCAGACCUCGGUAAUUUAACUUGUUCAUUUACAUUUGUGGACGAAGGUGAUAUCGUGUUCUUGACUAGUGAUGGGAUUUCUGACAAUUUUGAUCCGCAAGUGUUAAAGAUUACUUCUCCAGGUGAUUUAGAUCAUCUACUAACUCCUGUGAAGCCGUCAAAAUCACAAGAGUCGUUAUUGGAUCAAGGUGAUAAAGAAGAGAAGCCAACUGACGCUCGUGUGGUUACGCAACGAAGAAGAAGUUAUUCAGCGCCAGUUGGCAGAGAAAUUGCAACUACUGCUUUGGCGAAAAAUAUGUCUUGUACAAUUAUGAAGGAGGUGAUCCAAUCAGAAAGUCCUUGUGGUGAGGAGAGCUCUGCGAAAGAACUUUGUGCUAAACUCAUGAACUUUGUUGUACAAAACACGCUAAAAAGAAGAACUUUCUUGGAACAAAAUCGAAAUUGCAAGAGAGAAGAAUUUAAUAAAAAGAAAAAAUCUAUUCCUGGUAAACUUGACCAUGCUACUGUUGUUGCGUUUGAAGUUGGUCACUUUCAACCUCAACCUUUUAAACUGACAUUUCACGAUAAACAACGUCCUCAGGAGAAGAAAAAACACUCGUUAAAUGUUGAUCAAAAUGCGAGAAAAACUACAAAGAGCACUUCAGAACAUAAUUUUGAUUACUCUGGUAAUAUGUUUUCUGCCUUAAAAGGCGUUGCUCCAUGGAGACCCUGAGAAUGUAUUGUACUAAAUUUGAUUUACGUAUGGCUCAAGAAAACAUUUCAGUGUUUAACCUGCACGCGUUGUCCACUGGAUUUUACUGUAUAUAGUGCUAUAUAUGAAACAGAGAAAUGUAGGGAAUGUAAAUUUAAUAUUUAUUCUUAAUCAAAGUUGUUGUAUUUAGUAAUUUGAGUAGGCAAACUAACCAUCACGCGUAUUUGCUAUUAUGCAAUAUUUUUAGCUUAACAUUGGUAGAUACACUUGUGGAUGUUCACUGUUUUGCCGAAGUUCGUUGGAAAUUUAGAAUAUACAAAUCUAUAAUAUAUAUGUAAAAUACUAACUCGUUCAGGAGAAGGG